Messenger RNA from Prunus dulcis (almond), 905 nucleotides. RefSeq names its product cytochrome P450 71A6-like. NCBI's taxonomy places the organism in Eukaryota, Viridiplantae, Streptophyta, Magnoliopsida, Rosales, Rosaceae. Gene Ontology annotation, molecular function: heme binding; oxidoreductase activity, acting on paired donors, with incorporation or reduction of molecular oxygen; monooxygenase activity. The transcript is spliced from 2 exons. Bases 219 to 689 code for a protein of 156 amino acids. The record is from RefSeq and is a predicted model, not a curated record.
ACAGCUCCUUAUGGUGAGCAUUGGAGAAGAAUGAGAAGCAUCUGUGUGCUUCAGCUUUUAAGUAACAAGAGGGUUCAGUCUUUUAGGGGUGUUAGAGAAGAAGAGCUGGGCUUGCUGGUUGAUAAUGUGAAGCAGUCUUGUUUGUUGUCAUUGCCUGUGAAUUUGAGAUAUGUUUGCUGGUGGAACUGAUACAACUUUACACAGUUCUAGAGUGGGUAAUGACCCGACCCUUAAGGCAUCCCAGAGUGUUGAAAAAAGUUCAAAAUGAGAUUAUGGGAAUUGCCAAUAGCAAACCAGACAUAGCAGAAAUUGACUUAGAUCAAAUGCACUACUUAAAAGCAGUGAUCGAGGCGCUUCGGCUAUAUCCUCCAAUACCUUUACUGGCUCCCCGAGAAUCAACCAAAGAUGUGAAGAUAAAGGGCUGUGACAUAGCAGCAAGAACCAUGGUCCUUGUCAAUGCCUGGACAAUUGGAAGAGAUCCCUCACUGUGGGAUGAACCGGAAAGGGUCUUGAACUCUGCUGUGGAUUUCAAAGGACGUGACUUCCAGUUAAUCCCAUUUGUGCACAAGUUUGACUGGGCAUUGCCUUGUGGAGCAAGAGCUGAGGACAUGAACAUGACAGAAUGGACAGGUCUUGUCAUCCACAGACAAGUUCCUCCUCUUGCUGUGCCAAAGCUUAGGCCUUUUUAGAAUUUCUUUGUUUCCCUUUUCUUUUUAUCCUUUGGCUUGGCUUGUGAACAUGUCUAUGUGAUUAUAUGUCAUUUUUAUUGGGAACAAGUACUGCUUAAUGAGGGUACCUAAAAUAAUCCUUGCAUAUAAAGAUGAGCGACAUAAACUAGGGUAUAGUUGAGUUUGGUUUGGUUCGGUUUGAAAUGUUUUGAUACUGUGGGAAUGAUUGAUGAAAAA